UGCUUUGUGAAGGAUGAGGACGUUGACAGUUUGCCUGUGUGGUGCUAGCCAGCAACAGCCGCUUGAAUGUAGGUCCGCAUGGGCUGUUUUACAUCUCUAAAUAACCCAGCGGCAAGAUAAGAAAAGGAUCCCAGGAUGGUUUUAGUGCAUGUCGGAUACCUGGUUCUCCCCGUAUUCGGCUCAGUCAGAAACAGAGGAUCCCAUUUCAACCGGCAACAGCAGCAGCAGCAACAGCAGCACAGCCAUGCUACCUCUUGCCGGCACUUCCAGCUAGGCCCUCAGGCCCCGCUCCCCAUGGACUUCCCCAUGCCCCACCCCGGGCAGCCCCAGUCAGGCAUUAACCCCCACCUCGCCCCACCGGGCCACCAGCAUGGCCCCCCUCUCCACGCACCCCUCAACCCCCUGCCAGCGCCCCAGUUCCAGGAUAUCUCCGCCCCCCCCUUCCUACCUCAGGCAUUACACCAGCAAUACCUCCUGCAGCAGCAGCUCUUGGAGGCCCAGCACCGACACAUCCUGCCGCCAUCCAGACGCACCCCAGAGAGAGUUGCCCACCAGACCCACAGACUGAGACCAGGGUAUGAGUUCGCCCCCCCUCUCCAUGUCACCCCUCAGCCUGUGCUCCAGCAGCCCCGUUACCUGGCCGAAGGGACAGACUGGGAUCUGAGUGUGGAUGCCGGGAUGCCCCCCCACCAGUACCACCUCCAUCCACUGCCACAGCACUAUCAGCACUACCUAACCUCUCCCCGGAUGCACCACUUCCCCAGGAACAAUGCCUCAACACAAGUGGUCGUCCACGAGAUCCGGAACUACCCGUACCCACAGCUCCACCUGCUGGCUCUGCAGAGCCUCAACCCCUCCCGCCACGCUUCAGCGGUGAGAGAGAGCUAUGAGGAGCUCCUGCAGCUGGAGGACCGGCUGGGCAGCGUGAACCGCGGGGCUGUCCAGACCACCAUAGAGAGGUUCACCUUCCCACACAAGUAUAAGAAGAGAAUACCACAGGACCUGAAGAUGUGUCUUGAGGACGAGGAGCUGGACACGGACGAGAAGUGCACCAUCUGUCUGUCCAUGCUGGAGGACGCAGAGGACGUCAGGAGAUUACCCUGCAUGCACCUCUUCCACCAGGGGUGCGUGGACCAGUGGCUGGCCACCAGCAGGAAGUGCCCCAUCUGCAGAGUGGACAUUGAGACCCAGCUGUCCGCCGACAGUUGAUGCCCCCUCCUGCGGGCCACCCGUGCAGCUUUUUGGAUCUGGUCACGUCAUUCUUCUACCGCCCCCUUCUGGAGGGAGGCCGGAGGUCGGAGCGCUGCCAAACGACGACAACACCACCUCCUCCUCCUCCUCCUCCUCCCGCCCUCUGCACCACCCAAUGAGCCUGCCUUCUGAGCCAGCCGAAGAGCCAACCCAAUGUGGACGAGGGGAUCAACAAAGCACACGCAACACGGCAAGGAAAUGUGGGGUUGGGUUGGGGCAGGGGGGAGGGCCGAUGCAUAGGUAGAGGGCUCAUUAGAGGGACGCUUGACUCUGGCUGAAUGGGAGAGAAAAAAAAAAGGGGGUAAAUGUCCAAAGACAGAUGUGCUGAGGCUUCUUGUGACUCUGUCAGAUUGUGUACCCCGGUCCACUUUCUCCCUGUUACCGCCACCAAGAUGUAACGCGCCAAAUCUUUCAAACUCUCUCUCGCUCCCUGUCUCACUCGCUGUGAUGAGGUUGUCCCAAUCCCCUCCCCAAACCCCAUCACUGUUUCUGCCACCUCUUUCUACCCCCCCCCCCUCCCUCAUCACGCCCCCGACCCCACCCCCCCAGGCCUGUGAAAAACAAAUCCUUUAAGCUAGCGCCCCCUAGCCAAGCCCUCAGUACAUCUGUACAGAACAUUAACCAGUGGUUGGCAUGAGGUUGUAUGGUGUGCACUCUUGUAGCUGAAUGCUUGUGGUGUUUUGGAGUCUAGUACUGAAUUUCAAGUUAUUUGCAGAGUAACAGUGUUGUGUAGCAAGCAAAAAAAAAACCUUUCGCUUUAAGACAUAUUUACGUGAAUUAUAUAACCGCAGAGAGGAGAAAUGCAACUUUUUUUUCUUUUUAAAAUGUGAAGAUAUUUGGAAUGUUAAAUCUUCAUAGGCAUUACAUAGAAGGAAGCUUUACAGAAUCUGUUAAAAAAAAAAAAAAGGCCAAAAAACUCUCAGUAUCUCUCUCUGGCGCUCUCUCGCGCACUGUCCCUCUCUUUUAUCUAACAUGGUCUUGGAUUUACCGUUAGUAGACGUCAUCAGAGUUGAUGCUAAAACCGCUAACUGCAGGCAUGGCUUCCAGUGAUCUGUGUAGUGUUUGUAGCCGGGCCUCUCUACCCUAGAGCGGAGGCCCGGGAUGUGCAUGCUGUAUGGCAGGCUUGGGCUGUGUCGUAUUGUGGACAGGGAUUGUUUUCUACCCCAAGUAGAGAACAGGGAGUGUGUGCACGCCUGCGCGUAUGCGUGUGUGUCGUGAGCAUGUGAAACCGUAUACGAUGACUCUGCCGAUCCCACUCACCCUUGGAGGGGGACCAGAAUGCACCCCAGUCACACCCCAUCGCACCCUUCUCUCCACACACACACACACACACACACACACACACACACACACACACACACACACACACACACACACACACACACACACACACACACACACACACACACACACACACACACACACACACACACACACCAAAGUUGCCCCCAGAGACUGAUCCACCGUUCAAUGCCGACCUCCCCCCCCUCCGACAAGUGGGGUCCCCAGAGGUGGUGCGCCACGUACAUCCGUGUCUAACAGUGACCCCCUCUCCGUCAACCCCCCCUCCGUCGCCUCAUUUAACGGCAUGAUCUCCACCCCGAGGACGCCGUGCCUGCAGAGUCCCGCCAUUAGUGAACAGCAGUGUGACGUUUGUAUGACCUAUUUACCGGAACCUUAUUGCCUAAUCGAACAAGCACACGUGAUUCUCUACACCUAUUUAACCGCCUACGUUUGUUGUUUGUCGUCGUGUCGGCUCCUCCUCAUUUCAAUCUAAUCUAUGAGUUGCUCCCUUUUUUCCGUUUUUUUUCUUUUGCCAAAACGGCCGUGUCUGGUGUUACGGGGGAAAAUGGGUCUUUAGUUUGCCUAAUGAUGUGUUUCUAGAAUGUGUAUGAUUGCAACACAACCCACCCAGCCCCCCCUCUCUCCAUGAUAGUAGUGUAUGGUACUGCUAGUAUGGCUGUGAUGUGCUCCGUGAUAGAAGCCGUUUUUGUCUGUAUCAUGCAUGAGCCAUGUUGGUGUAGUUCGCUUGAAGGAGGGUGAAAGGGAGAAAAGCCAUCCAUUUAAAAAAAAAAAAAAAAAAAAAAAGAAAAGAAAAAAUACCAAACGAUUUUUCUUGACUUUUAAGUUGGGAUUUUCUGUUGUCUGUUUCUUCCAUUAGUUAUCUUUUUUUGUUCCUUAUGGAAAUUGAGAUUUCUUUAUUUCGUUUUAUUUCGCUCUCAUGCCAAUUUGGACAAGGUAAUUGGGUGCCUUGUCUGUUUAACCAUUUUUGAAGAUAAAGCUGCAAUGCUGAAAACAUAUUUAUUGCUGUUCUAAUGUAGCUUGUGUUUUGUAAAUGCACUAUAAUAUGGAGUUGCCUGAUUUUUUGGUUUGGUGGUGUGGGGUCUCCUUGUCCUAGAUUAUGUGUUUGUAUUGAGUUACAAGUAUCUUCAUGCUUCCUUGUGUACUAUUGGAGGGUAACUUGACUGUUUGUGUUGCGUUCAUUAUUUUGAUUCCUCUUUUUUUUUUCGUAUGAAACCUCCAUCCCAAAAAAAAUAAUCUUGACAUGGAUGAAAAUGGAGUUUCUAGUCCACAUAGAAUGCUGUGAUUUAAGAUGCCUUAAGUAUUUAACAAUCAUUAUUUAUUACUAACUGUAGCUAGCUAGCUAUCGUGGUGGAAUAUUUAAUGUCUCUAUCUCAUAACUUUGCAAUUUAAUCAAUAUAUUUAUUUAGAAAUAACACAAAAUAGAAAAAAAUAAUACCUCAUUAUGCAUUGGUCGGUGGGGAUGCUUUUGCAUGCCGUCUGUGUGUUUCCUUUCUUUUUUUUUUCCAAAGAAAGAAAAAAAUAAUAACCUUUUCGAAAAGUAUUUCAAAAACAGUUUCUAGCCAGCAUGGUGCUGUUGAACUGGAUCACAUUCCAUCUGUGUCAUACAUUUUUAUCACAUUUUUGUUCCUCUCAUCUUCCGUUAUAAUCACUUUUUUUGAUCUGUCUGAUCAGACCAGAUGGGAGACAAUCCCUCAAUAUUAUUAUUAUUAUUAUUAUGGCCAUUGCUUGCUUUUCAAAACAUGGUACAGCUUUAUUUCCCAUAAUCAAUACUAUUUGUUUUGAGUUGUUUUUCAGUCUGUUUGAUAUCACCAUGUUUAGGAUAUUCCAUCAUAUCCAGAUCUUAAUUCAAAGCUUAUUCCCUGCCCUGUCCCCUCCCCCCAAAAGCGGGGAUCUGUAUUAUUUGGUACUAUGUAUUGCUGGCAAUUGCUUUGUUUGUGUGGGGUCCGGAUGGUAGCUAACAUGCUAACUCAAGCUAUUGAUCUUAUUGAGCAAAUUAAUGGUGUAUUACCGUGGUUAUCCGGUUCUAGAUAGACUUGUAUUACACCUGGUUAUAAUAAGCUAACCACUUGUUUUUCUGUGUGCAUUUUUCCCCUAAUCCAGCAUAUAAUUAUACCACAUUACGGAUUGGGUAGCGUUGAUUGGUCUUAACUAUUAUUUCAUUUCGUGCUCUCACUGGCCUUACCCUAUGCCCUCUGCAGUGUGUCCCAUUAAUCCAGAGCGACCUGGACCGUAGCCAUAGUAUUAACUCAAGCUGGUGAACCGGAAUGAACAGUAGAACUCAAAGCACAAGCUUUUUAAUGCAUGUCCUUCUCAGGUUUUCCUAUGUGUACGUGGGAGUAGCUCUGUAGAUGUGUUUAAUAUGAUGCUGUACCUUCUUGAAUAUUUCAGAUGUUUCUUUGCUGCUGAGAAAAAAAAAAUACACAAAACACAAAACCCAUGUUGAUUAUUAACCUGCCAGUGAAAAGGGACACGGCCAUCUUUGUACAACACACUGCUGUUUUGCUGUAACCGCGCAAUGUUUUAUGAUCUUGAGUAUUUUAUAGAAAAAGUAGAAGUAUGUAUCAAUAAUAUGAAAGCAAUAGCUACAUCAUAAUGAAGAAUAACAUGAUCAGUGAUUAUUGUGGAAACUCUUUAGAUUCACUCUGGGUGGAUUUUGUACUGUAUUUAUUACUAAUGAUGAUGCAAAAGUUGCAUAGCUUAACCCAAACUGUUCUGUCUCCUUUUUUUAUUUAUUGUCUUGUAUAUGAUCUUUUUGUAUGUGUUUUUCAAAUAAACCGCCUAAAAUGCUCAUUAAA
This is a messenger RNA of Gadus morhua (Atlantic cod), 5351 nucleotides long. It is a transcript of the gene ark2cb, whose product is annotated as arkadia (RNF111) C-terminal like ring finger ubiquitin ligase 2Cb. Gene Ontology annotation, cellular component: nucleus. Gene Ontology annotation, molecular function: ubiquitin protein ligase activity; zinc ion binding. Lineage: Eukaryota; Metazoa; Chordata; Actinopteri; Gadiformes; Gadidae. The coding region runs from base 136 to 1209 and encodes 357 amino acids. The transcript is spliced from 8 exons. The record is from RefSeq and is a predicted model, not a curated record.